AUGGCCGUCUCGAGCAAAGAUACUCGGAUCAAAUUGGUCCGCAUCACGCAUGUCUACUACACCCACAAGGAUAUCGAAAAGGCUCAUGAGUUUCUCCUAGACUUUGGGUUUCAAGAAGUCAAGCGCGUAGGGAAGGACAUCUAUUAUCGCGGAAGCAGUGCAGAGCCCUUUGUCUACAGCGCACGACAGGGGGAAGAAGAUGUGUUUGGCGGCGCAGCGUUUGUUGUUGAAUCCGAGUCCGAUCUCGUUGCUGCCCAGAAACUUCCUGGCGCCACCCAGAUUUACGAGUUAAGUGAUGCGCCUGGUGGUGGUCGUUGCGUGACUUUCUAUGACCCAGUGGAUAAUUUCCCCUUCCAUCUUGUGUACGGACAAAGUCCUCACCCCGACGAGAAGGCGCUGCCGCAGCUCGACUUGAAUUUUCCAACAGAUAAACACCGGCCGGGUAACAAAUCUCAGCGAUUUCAAAAGGGCCCCGCGCCAGUGCACAAACUCGGGCAUUUUGGCAUGUGUGUCACCGAUUUUACCAAGUCAUAUGAGUUUUAUACCACCCACUUCAACUUCAAGCCGAGCGAGACUGAUGCGGCUCUUUCCACUGCUAUUCAGUUAGUCCAUGACUCUACUGGGAAAGAUGUCACCACUUUCCUUCACUUAGACCGUGGCAAUGAGUUAGUCGAUCACCACUGCUUCUUUUUCUUCGAAGGGCCAGAAUCGCACGUACAUCACUCCUCAUUUGAGACCCAUGACUUUGACACACAGUUGUUAGGUCAUGACUGGCUCCGCAGUAAAGGUUAUGAGAGCUGCUGGGGCGUCGGCCGCCACAUCAUGGGCAGUCAGAUUUUCGAUUAUUGGUUCGAUACUUCUGGCUUUAUCGUUGAACAUUAUGUAGAUGGAGAUCUGGUCGACGACAAACAUCCCGUUAAUCGAACACUGGCCUCGCCUGAUAACUUGCAUGUCUGGGGUCCGGAUCUCCCUCCAGGUUUCUUACAAUAA
Penicillium cataractarum is the source of this 990-nucleotide messenger RNA. RefSeq names its product 2,4,5-trihydroxytoluene oxygenase. Gene Ontology annotation, cellular component: mitochondrion. The transcript is spliced from 6 exons. Gene Ontology annotation, biological process: L-methylmalonyl-CoA metabolic process. NCBI's taxonomy places the organism in Eukaryota, Fungi, Ascomycota, Eurotiomycetes, Eurotiales, Aspergillaceae. Bases 1 to 990 code for a protein of 329 amino acids. Gene Ontology annotation, molecular function: methylmalonyl-CoA epimerase activity. The record is from RefSeq and is a predicted model, not a curated record.